AUGUCAUUCACACGACGCGGUAGUAAUGAAGCCAGUGAGACUGAUAUAAUGAUCGAAUUUGACGAUGCUCCAGCGGCUGCCGUACCUUUCGCGAGUCGACGUCCGUUCAUACUAAAUCCGCCACAGCGACGCUUAUCGCGCGACAAACUUAGCAACCAUUUGAAGCAAGUUCCACCAAGCGAUUGCGCUCAGGAAAUGAACAGAUCUGGCCGUCCUCCUCCUCCGAGCAAGUGGGUUCAGAGGACGAUCUCAAGCGAUUCUCAAUCAUCGUUACCAUCACCGUCUUCAUCGGUGACGACACCCAUCGAAAACAAAUCAAUAUCUGUCGGCGACAAACUUCGAUCGAUAUUCAGCGGCAGAAGGCACGCCACCUCUGAAUCAUCGACGACACGUCGUCCACAGGAGUAUAAAAGGAAUGACGAGGUAGAAAAUCAGCUUCUCGAUACGAAUUCAACACAAUCGUCCAAUAUUUCCACUGAACGCAAGAUAUCAGCGGAAGAAGGUCAGCCGUUUUCAAUAGUCUUGUUCAUAACAAUAUCGUAUCAAUAA
Ostertagia ostertagi is the source of this 549-nucleotide messenger RNA. The record is from the annotation of a GenBank genome assembly. Lineage: Eukaryota; Metazoa; Nematoda; Chromadorea; Rhabditida; Trichostrongylidae.